AUGUCGGCAUCACCCCGGUACCCUAGUCGUCCGCGCCGCAUCGACGACGCCCUCUCGCAGCUCAUUGACUCCCUGACCCCCGCGCUCCCCAUCUCCGCCGUCCAAGACGCCGACGACUAUUCCGACGACGAAGAAGCCCUCGCUGCUGCCGAAGAACACCGCCACCAUGCCUUGCUCGAUCGCGCCUGGCGCGUUCUGGACACCCACGCUGGCACCAACGCCGGAGACCCCGGCUCGCCCGCGGGGCUCGGAGUGCGCCGCGGGAGUUUGGCCGGUGCCGAGAAUAUCAACAACGCGCCGGAUCUGAUCAAACGCAAGCUGCGCCGCGAGAAUGCCAGCCCGGACAAAGCUGUCCGCUUCUCCAACCUCUACUCCCGUCUCCUGACCCAGCCCGUCCUCUCUCAAAAAUGGGGCAUCCUAUACCUCCUGUACCGCUUGUCGGGCUCGGAUGAAUCCGCCGUCGCUGAUGGCCCGGAGCGCAGUCGUAGCCCCUUGAUGGAGGAAGGUCGCCUUCAAAAUAUGUUGGGGAGAAGCGCUUCGCGUGCUGGGCGAGGUGUCGGAGCUCGAGGGGUCGAUUCGGACGAUGACGAGGGUCCCGCGAUCAGUUCUUCUGCCUCGCAUCAGCGGCCUCUGCCAGGGACGAGAAUAGAACGGCAGAGUUCGCUGCGCCAGGACUGGGACCGCGAGGGCGUGGACCAGGCGGGGCGUAGCUCGACUGAAAGAGCUGGCAAUUUCGACGCAGCCACAAAUGAUCGGUCAAGUGAGCGUGUUCCGUCCCCACGGCCAUCGACAGCGACGCCCACGGCUCCCAGCCGGUCUGCAGAAUCGGUUGAGCAUGGACUCUUGCGCGACCUGCCGUUUAAUCUCCAAGGACUGUCCUCGACGAAUGUGCAAUUCCAAUCCGCCUCGAGUUUGAAGCUCCCACCAAAUCUACCAGCCCCGAUCAUUUCUCUGCUCCAUGCGCUGGCGGAACCAUGCUUGCUCUACAAGGGGCUGUCGGGGUUUGUGGAGAGUGAAGAAGGCGGGCUGGUGAACCAGAGCUUGCGGGCUGCCAUUGCCAAUGAGCUGCGGUCGUAUCUGAGCUUGGUGGCUACACUUGAAGCAGAAAUACGACAGGCGCUGGCCGCAAUUGGAGACGCACGCGGGCCGCAGGGCGUUCGGAAGGGCGGCGUCACCUUGAAGCGAUGCAUGGUCUGGACAAGAGAUGCUACAAUGGCUCUGCGAUUAAUGAGUCUGAUUGUGGAGGAGGCUCGAAAUAAGAAGGGAGGCCAGUUAAUAUCCUUGAUCCAUGGCUUCUCAUCAUCCCAUGGUGAUCCCUUCGUGGGCGCUUUCGCCGAGAAGCUCCUUGCGCAUGUCACCCGUCCCUUUUAUGAUAUGCUACGCCUCUGGAUCUACGACGGCGAGCUGUCUGAUCCUUACAAGGAAUUUUUUGUCGCAGAGCCAGAAUUUCGUCCAAGCACUGACCCACGACGAAUUGCAACAAGCGUCUGGGAAGACAAAUAUAAACUAGACGAUGACCUAGUUCCCUCGAUCAUCACACAAGACUUCGCCAAGAAGGUGUUUCUGAUUGGGAAGUCAUUGAACUUCAUCCGGUAUGGCUGCGGCGAUUCCGGGUGGGUGGAGGCGUAUUCCAAGGAGGCCUCCAAGGAGCUGCGAUACGGCGACACAGCAAGUCUCGAAACCUCCAUCGACGAGGCCUACAAGACAACUAUGGCGCGACUGAUCUACCUCAUGAACGACAAGUUUAAGCUAUUCGAUCACCUGCACGCACUGAAGAAGUACCUCCUGCUGGGCCAGGGUGAUUUUAUUGCCCUGUUGAUGGAGUCGCUGGCCUCGAACCUCGACCGUCCAGCCAAUUCGCAGUAUCGACACACACUCACAGCACAGCUGGAGCACGCUAUUCGAGCCUCGAAUGCGCAGUACGACUCAUCGGAUGUGCUACGCCGGUUAGAUGCCCGGAUGCUCGAGCUCAGUCACGGCGAAAUCGGGUGGGAUUGCUUCACGCUGGAAUACAAAAUCGACGCCCCUGUCGAUGUGAUUAUUACUCCAUGGGCGUCAACCCAAUAUCUCAAGGUCUUCAAUUUCCUUUGGCGCGUGAAGCGUGUCGAGUUCGCGUUGAACAGUACCUGGCGGCGGUGCAUGACGGGCGCGCGCGGCGUGCUGGGGAAUGUGGACGACAAGCUUGGAUCUGACUGGAAGCGUGCGCGCUGUGCCAUCGCCGAGAUGAUCCAUUUCGUGUGCCAACUCCAGUAUUAUAUUUUGUUCGAAGUCAUCGAAUCCAGCUGGGACCAGCUUCAGACGGCCGUUGCGAAACCCGGUUGUACGCUCGACGACCUGAUCGAAGCACACACUAAAUACCUCAACUCUAUUACGCACAAGGGCUUGUUAGGGUCUACGGCCUCUUCCUCGUCGCGGUAUGGUACCUCGACCUCGGCUGCGGCCAAACAGCCCGAGGAAAGUUUCCUCAGCCAGCUCCACCAGAUCCUUAAGAUCAUGCUGGCCUACAAAGACGCAGUGGACGGCCUCUACUCCUUCUCCGUGGCCGAGUUCACCCGCCGCCAGGAACUCAGCGCUAAGAUCGAAACCCGCACCGCCCAGGGCCGCUGGGGCGUCACAGACCGUGAUCUUUUCUCCAGUCGCGCUCCCAGCCGCGGCGCCGCCUCCAUGGCCUCCACCCCGGACGUGCGCCCUGCUAGCGCCGGGUUGGAUGGCGUUGACAUACCCUUCUCGCUCUCAGCCCAGGACCUCGCCGUCGACGACAACAUGUUGGCAUCACUGCGCGUCCGUCUCCGCGACCUCUCGGUGGACUUUCACUCGCGCCUGAAUGUCUUGCUGGGCGACUUGGCCUACCAGCCCGACGUCGAUAUGCGCUUCCUCGGUGUCGUCAUGAACUUCAACGACGUCUACGAGCCUGUUCGUCGGCGUCGUCCCACGGGGCCCAGCUUGCGCGAUAAGGAGAAGGAGAGAGAGCGUGAGCGCGCGAAACGAAAGGCUGCCGCCGCCACAGCUGCUGCGGCCGCAACGGGACCGGGAACUGAAGGCCAUACACCGAAAGAAGUGCGUCGGGAGAUAAAAGAGGCUGGCGUACCGGAGAAAGGGAAUGCCAAUGGAGCGCGCGCAUAG
This is a messenger RNA of Penicillium alfredii, 3123 nucleotides long. Its product is annotated as tubulin gamma complex associated family protein. Gene Ontology annotation, cellular component: equatorial microtubule organizing center; centrosome; spindle pole. Gene Ontology annotation, biological process: meiotic cell cycle; microtubule nucleation; mitotic cell cycle. NCBI's taxonomy places the organism in Eukaryota, Fungi, Ascomycota, Eurotiomycetes, Eurotiales, Aspergillaceae. The record is from RefSeq and is a predicted model, not a curated record. The transcript is spliced from 2 exons. Gene Ontology annotation, molecular function: gamma-tubulin binding; microtubule minus-end binding. The coding region runs from base 1 to 3123 and encodes 1040 amino acids.